Messenger RNA from Alosa alosa (allis shad), 7595 nucleotides. RefSeq names its product forkhead box O3b (gene foxo3b). Gene Ontology annotation, cellular component: nucleus; mitochondrial matrix. Gene Ontology annotation, biological process: regulation of transcription by RNA polymerase II. The transcript is spliced from 5 exons. Gene Ontology annotation, molecular function: RNA polymerase II cis-regulatory region sequence-specific DNA binding; DNA-binding transcription factor activity, RNA polymerase II-specific. The coding region runs from base 822 to 2954 and encodes 710 amino acids. Lineage: Eukaryota; Metazoa; Chordata; Actinopteri; Clupeiformes; Clupeidae. The record is from RefSeq and is a predicted model, not a curated record.
GCGGGGUUAGGCUCCGUCUCUGGUUUCUGCCUCUCUAUCAGCGCAGUAACUUUGUGCUUGUUGAACGCUGUCAGGAGAACGGAAUGUGUAGUAGUAGGUUAAGCUCCUUAGACACAAACGGGUAGACUUUGCGUGCGUGCUAUUUUCUCUUAUUUGUCCAACUGACGACUGGGAUACACUAAUAUAGACUUGAAUUAGGGAGAAGAUCCCUCUUUUCGCCAGUUUGGCUACUAUCGUCUCUUUUCUAAAAGCGACACGGUGACAGCAAAGUGCAAUGGGCCAUCGCGAAUAAAAGAACUUGCGAGGACGGCAGCGGUGACAGCGACUUUUGAGCAAGAACUGAGAGGUGAUUUCUGCUGGUUUUACGGGAGAUCAGACACGGCUCUCGGGUCUUUCCCCCACCCCCCUUUCUUCCCGUGGACUGCAAUUUUGACAGCUGGCUAUUGAUUGCGCGACGGGGAUGCGUUUGUUGCGUGACGCCAGAUCACUUUCUUCUCGGCAGCACCGAAGCUGUCGCUUACAGUAGCCUAGUAGGCUUUUACAUCACUGCGACGUGAUUGCAGCACAAUUGAUCUCGGUGCACAGCCGUGGAAUCCAGGCGGUCGAGAGUGAAUGGAGAGAGUGUUUAAUCAACGUUUUGGAUUGACUGAAGGCUACUAACGUUGAGGAGCGCAAUACUGCAGUGUUGGACAGGGGAAGACCCGCAUAUUGAUGGAAUGCGCCUGUAACAGUCCGACUCCAGCUCUUUCCUGACUCAAUCACAAAUCAGACAAGGCAGUGAGUGGGACACACACACAAACACACACACACAGGUCAAGGCGAUGGCGGACCCGACAGCCCCGGACUCGAUUCCGACGCUUGAUGUCGUUAUCGACCCGGAUUUCGAGCCCCAGAAGCGGCCAAGAUCAUGUACCUGGCCCCUGCCGGAGUCCAACGCGGCCAAACCAGAGGUGACGGACACAGACAUUAUUCCGGAGGAAGAGGAUGAUGAAGAGGACAGCGCAAUGACCAUCAACAAUGACUCCAGCAUGCUCGAGGAGGAGCAGGGCAGCCCAGGUCUGGUAGCCGACGGAUUGCACUCAGCAGCCGCUCAGGAAAGCGGAGGCUCUCCGCUCCCAUCACUCUCACCAGGUGGCGCGGGCAGUGGCAAAUCCACUGGGGUCGUGAGCGCCCCGGGCAGCCAGCAACAGACGCCCCGAAAGUCCUCUUCUCGCCGAAACGCGUGGGGCAAUUUGUCCUACGCGGACCUCAUCACUAAAGCCAUAGAGAGCGCCCCCGACAAGAGACUCACCCUAUCCCAAAUCUACGACUGGAUGGUGCGAAGUGUCCCAUACUUCAAAGACAAGGGAGACAGCAACAGCUCUGCUGGGUGGAAGAACUCCAUCAGGCACAACCUGUCGCUGCACAGCCGUUUCAUCCGCGUGCAGAACGAGGGCACAGGCAAGAGCUCGUGGUGGAUGCUGAACCCCGAGGGGGGGCGCGGCGGCAAGGCCCCCCGCCGACGCGCCGUCUCCAUGGACAACGGCAGCAAGUACACCAAGAGCGCGCGCGGCCGGGCCGCCAAGAAGAAGGCCGCCCUGCAGGCGGCGGCGGCGGCGGCCGGGGAGGGGCCAGCCGGAGAGGCCAGCGGCCAGUCCAAGUGGCCCGGGAGCCCCAUGUCGCGCAGCAGCGACGAGCUGGAUUCCUGCUGGACCGACUUCCGCUCGCGGACCAACUCCAACGCCAGCACGCUCAGCGGGCGUCUGUCGCCCAUCCUGGCCAACCCGGAGCUGGACGAGGUGCCGGACGAUGAGCUGGGUCCGCCACUCUCGCCCAUGCUCUACUCCAGCCCCAGCAGCCUCUCCCCACCGUCGUCCUCCUCGUCCUCGUCCAAGCCCGGUGGCGGUGAGCUGCCUCGGCUGGCCGACCUGGCCGGCACCAUGAACCUCAACGACGGCCUCACCGACCACCUCCUGGACGACAUCAUGGACAACAUCGCCAUAGUGACUGCGUCGGUGGUGUCGCCACAGGUGGGGGGGCUGAAGACGACAGUGGGGUUUGGAUUGUCCAGCACCAAGGGCUCGCCUUCCGGAACCUCCCCCGGCGGCAGCCCGGCGCCCUCCCCGGCCAACUCCCUGUUCGGGCCUCCGAGCGUCUCCCUGCGCCAGUCGCCCAUGCAGACCAUCCAGGAAAACAAGGCCACGUCCUUCACCUCGUCCACCUCGGCGUCCACCUCGCUGCGCUUCGCCAACGCCACGCUGCAGGAGCUGCUCAACGCCGACCCCCUCGGGCCGCAAAGCCGCGGCGACGUCAUGAUGACGCAGUCGGACCCGCUCAUCUCGCAGGCCAGCUCCACGCUCACCUCCCGCGCCGGCCGCGGCUCGCUCAACGGCCUGCUGCUGCGCAACGACCCCAUGAUGUCAUCAUUCAGCGCCGGGCUCAACGGCAGCAGUGGCACUAACCAGCUCCAGAACGGCCAUCUUCAGCACCACCAACAGAACCUCCAGCACCAACAAGUACAGCAGCACAACCACCACAACCACCACCAGGGCAACAACACCAAGGGCUCGCUCAGAUCCAUGUCCAGCAACGGGCCCCUGAGCCUGGCCAAUGGCGCCAACAACCUGGUCUCUGCCAAGCAGCAGCUGGCUCAGCUGAGCGAGGCCACCACGGCGUCCCUCUUCAACGGGCUCAAUGGCGGCACCAUCAGCCUGGGGAUGGGCUCCUGCCUGCCCUCGUCCCUGGCGUCCGACGCCUUCCCCUCGGAUCUGGACCUGGACAUCUUCAGCGGGAGCCUAGAGUGCGACGUGGACUCCAUCAUCCACAGUGACCUGAUGGAUGCCGACGGACUGGACUUUGACGCGCUGGUCAACUUCGACGCGCUACUGAGCACGCAGAAUGCAGUCAACCUGAACCCCAUGGUGGGCAACCUCAACGGCAGCAAGGCCGGCAGCCAGAGCUGGGUGCCCGGCUGAAGGGACACGGGCAGGACUAGCAGGGAGGUGGGCACAUGAGCAGAUCCAGACUCAGGCCUUUGGUGCAGCAGAAAACAAACAAAGAAGACAAUAACCAAUCCAUCCAAGUCAGACUCACACCAUCCCUUGCCAAACCUUUACAAAGCACCAAAGUCUGUUUACAGCACAUACAAACCUUCAUAGACCUGUCCCCUACCGUGCACAAAAAAACACACACACACACACACACACACACACACCACAUUUGUUUGCUCUCAGAUUCCUUCUGAACUCAUUGACGACAAAGGAGGACACAAGAGCGACAAGCUCCUUUGGAAAUGAUGCAUCCCUUUCUGGAGAAAGGCCAAGGACAUUAGCCAUUGAAAGACUCUUGAGAGACUUGUGUUUGGGGGAUCUUAAUGAGCAGGAGCUUGAAGCAUUGUUUGAAGGACUUAACAAAAAGUAGCUGUAGCCCUACCUGUAAAAAGAGUUCAAGAAAAACUAACAUUGAGUAGUUAUGUGAUGUUUACCGUGCUAUGUGGUUUCCUGAAGGUUUUUUUUUUCUUCCCUCGCGAUUGUGUUUGUUUUCAAAGAUGGUCUCUGUGAUUUAAGUGUUUGUUUGACCACUAUCACCCUGCUUCCUUUCGUUUGGGUUUGGACAAGACACGGAGGAAACUGAAGUGAUGUGUAAACACCAAGUCACACACACACACACACAUACACACAAUAGCUGAUUAUCAAGACCAGCACACUCAGGAGAACUCUAUUGUCAUAAUUGGUGCACUUCUGAUUGUGUUGUUUUGUUUUCUCUUUUAUAUAUAUAUAUAUAUUGAUUAGUUCAAAACUCAACCGAACUAAUGACAAACUAUUGUUCUGAUCAAGUUAACACAUUAUCUUAGGUUAAUACUAUAGGAGAACUUCUUAUUGUUUAUGCAUACUGUAUGUAACUGUAAAAAGAGUGUGAUCUGUCCAGAUUUUCCUUGGAAUGCUCAUUAAGAUGCUAAGCUAGCUAGCAAGCUAACUAGCAGGCACGUAUAAGGGGUAAUAUGAGUGUAAAAUGUAGCCAAACGUUAAAAACGAGAAGAUUGAAAAUGUGUACGUCCUAGCAUUGUGAACAUUACCAGGCCAUACCAGGUGCUAAUCCUUCAGUGUUGAUGAGCCCUGUCCUCUGCAUGCGGACAUAGCAUUAUUGCUAGCGAUAGCGCUUCGAGUCAGCUGUCAGCAUGCAGAGACGCUCCCAGGCAGCAAGAACAGACUUCCUCCCGGAAGCCAUUUUUACUGAGCAGAAACAAUAAGCUAUCUUUUGUACAUUUUGCCAAAACUACUUGAACAUGGAGGACGCUGGCAGCCAAAAACAAAAGAGGAAGCUAAAAACAAACCACCUGAUACAGAAUAACUCAUACACACACAAACACUUACACCCAAAACAUAUAUGUAACAGGAGUAUUUGCUUUCACUCUCUCUGUGGUGUGUUGGUUAAUUGAUGGGACAAUCAGUACUGCCUUUAUUGUGCUGGUCUCUCAGUUCCAGGACAGUAGGAAGAGAGGCGCAGACAGGGAGCUAGCUGACUAGCAUCCCAAUGCACCCGCAGUGAUGCUAACACAAAAAUGCAGUCAAGAUCAGUUUUUUCCCCUAUUUGUAGAUAAAACAUGAGAUAUUCUAUUGACACGAUAGAACGAUAUUGACAGCCAAACUGGAAAUGGCCCUGGUGUUCAUCUUAGAACCCUUGAAUUUCCCCUGGGGAUCAAUAAAGUAUCUAUCUAUCUAGAAAUCUGGUCACUGUAAUAAGUUUUAAAACAUAGGCUACCCACCCAUGAUCCCUAGCCAAUGCACCCUCAGAUGUACAGAGGUGUGGCAAAAUAUGGACACGGACACACCGAAGCUGAAUUGAUUUGAAAGGGGAAACACGACUCUAUAGUGCGGAGAUUCAAGGAAAUGCAUCUAACUCUGUUACAUAGUAAACACAACAUUCACACACACACACACACAGACAGUGGAGAUGAGGGACUCGAUCCAAUAUGCAACUGCAUCAUCAGUGCUCAGGGGGAGAAGGGUGUCACCAUAGCAACAUCGUGACCCCAUCUCGAUCUUUCUGCAGUCUGGUUGGUUGUACAGAAUUACUUAAUGGAAAAAAUAAAUGAGCACAUGUUCAGCCAUGUGCUGUAAUCAUUUGGAAGAAAGAGAAAAAAAAAUCAUCCUGGACUUUACUUCUUCUUUUGUUUUGUUGCUGUUUCUGGUUGCUUUUCCAGGUUGAACAUGUUUUUCUUUCUCUCUUUCCUCUGUACUCUCCCUGGGUCAAAGCACCACAGACUAUGCCGGGACAACUCUCACACAACAUUGUGCUUUUGUUUAGUUUAGUUUUGUUUCAUUUUCUUUAUGUUUCUCAACUCUUCCCGACACUCAGCGAGGAAGUGAUCCUUGGUACUGCAUACGUCCCUGUAUGCAUGUGUGUAAAUAUGCCUAUGCAUCUUGUCAAAUACAUGUAUGAAUAUAUACUUGUUAUCUCAUGCUUUUCUCAAUGGUGUAGUUCCUCGGUGGUGAAGCCGGCUCGCCUGCAAAGGUGGACGUGUUGAGUGGAUGGGUGGGGGUGUGAGGACAGGAGGGAGGGCUCCAGUGUUGUAGGUUGUGAACAAACCCCCUCAGGGCCAGUUUGGCAAUGGGUGUGUUUCUAGACCACAAACAACGCUGUUACAUCGAUGUUUUAAAACUAAAACAGUGCUGUACUGAAUGUUUCAUGUUUCCAGUGAAAUGUUUUUUUGUUUGUUUGUUUUUGUUUUUGUUUUGCUCCAGACUACGCCUACGCACGUAGCAGAAAACAUCAGUGGAUAAUUUAAAAACAAGCAAGUUUGUGUAUAAAACAUCUUAUACAAUAUAUAAAGAUAACACAAAAUGUUCCCGGUGAACUUAUACUGUAGUUCCUUCGUGCAGCCAAUGAAAUGUAGCAGGGACACUCUGCCUAUCCGGUUGUUAAAUCCGACGUCACGGGUCCAACAGCUUUUUGAUCAAAAAAUUUUUACUAGCACAACCAGCUGGUUUUCGCAACUUGUAAACCGUAUCAACAUCAUCUCUAUUUUAGUAAGAGUAAAACAAAAUCCCUUAACUUUAACAGAAUAAUUACUGUAGCUGUGCAGCCAGAUGAUACAAUGAAGGGUAACGUCCAGGCUUCCGCGAUAAAUAGGAUUUUAUUAGGUCGAGACAAUAAGUGAGUAUUAGGAUCACAAUUGUCUUAAAGGCUACUCUGAAUAGCGGAACAAAAUGUGUAUUUGACUGUUUAUGGAGAAAACCUAGCGGCUCUGAAAGCCAUUGGACCCGGAAAGAGUUUUAUUGUCUCAUUAUUGCAUCAUCACUUAAUAACCGAAUAGUAACUGACAAGAACUCACAGAAACAGGAAAUGGGUUGUCCAGCAUGGCUUGUUGUGACAACGUCACCUAGCAACGCCUGAAUGCAGCAUGAGUACCCACUGGAUAGUAACCGACUCCGACUGUUUUAGAGUUAAAUGUCAUCUGAGGAUGCCCUUUUAUCUCACUUUUGUCACACACACACACACACUCAUACGUACUUUUACACAUACGUGGAUAUUGUGGGAUCACACAGACGGUCCCUCACAAUUUCAUUACUUGAGUUUUCUCCAGUUUGGCGAGACGCAGCUUUUUGCACUGUUUGUUGCUUUUUCAUGGAGUAUAUCUGAUAGCCAGACGAAAGUGAAGAAUUUCAGGAGACAGAAGUGUAAUAUUCCCGUCCAGCCCUGUCCCGCCAGGUUCCUUCUGGACCCCAACCCCCAACCAUGACCUGAGGUACCUGGGCAGAGCAUUGCCCAGAGAAGAGACAAAAUAGAGCAGGGAAAUAAUGUGUGUUUGCAGGGAAGGGGAGAGCACACAGUCACCCCUGCUCGGCCUUGAGUCCUAGUCUGUGGUGACAAACCUGCGUCCUGACCACACCUUCAAAGGGCCAGACUCAUGGUUAGCCAGAGCAGCCAUACUCUGACACUAGACUGACACAGCAUUUAAUGUAGGUGGACAGUGGUGGGCUUUGUUGUGUCGACUUCAAGUGUAAAAGGGUCCUUACCAGGGCGGUGCCAACCACAGCACCUGAACCAGUGCCAAUUAACCAUACCCGCAAGAGCGAAAGCUACUCCUCUCUCUGAGUCAGAUAACCCUCUUGUGAGGGCGAGUUUUCCUUCCCCCAGAUAUCCAAAGAAACCUUUCAGUUGUCUCCCACAGAAAGGGGGGUGGGGGGUGGGCACAUAGACACCUCCCAGGGCAGCUGCAUCAGGAUCAGUUUUGUUUGUUCAGAUUUGGCCUGGACCUUGGACUGAUCCGUCUUGGGGUCCAUUUCUCUUAGCUAGCUAGCUAGCGUGGUGACAGUAGAGUCGUUCAUCUUUCAGUCUGGUGCUAACUCCACAUAGGCCUCUUGCACACUGUCCAGCACCACUGAUGACUUCGGAGUACCACUACUCUCCCCAAGAGCAGAUGACACUUGACACCUGACACUUGACCUUUUGUCCUUGAUCCUUGACAUCUCAACCCCAUCCUCUCCCCCCCCACAGUAGUAUGGCUUCUGUGUUUGAUGUUAGUGGGUAUUUUUCCUGUGUACUCUGUUUUCAAUUGUAAUCUAGUUUGUAUAAGACAUGUUGCGCAUGUAAAUAAAGCGUGGUGAAGUUCA